Lolium rigidum is the source of this 566-nucleotide messenger RNA. RefSeq lists its product as uncharacterized. The transcript has 2 exons. The coding region runs from base 81 to 473 and encodes 130 amino acids. Lineage: Eukaryota; Viridiplantae; Streptophyta; Magnoliopsida; Poales; Poaceae. The record is from RefSeq and is a predicted model, not a curated record.
GGAAGCACUUGUCUUCCACGGCACUACCACCGGUACCACUGUACCAGCACCAGCUUCUCGGUUCUCAUCUAGCAACGACAAUGGCCAUCUCUCUGCAGCUGGCCCCUCCGAUCGUUGGCCUUCCUCCUAGAAUCGGCUGCACGGGCAGAAGGACACGGGUGUGUACUGUUAGCUGCAAACAUACUCAGUCAACGGAUGUCCAUGGAGCAAGCCUAACAAGCACUAGCAGGACAUCCCGUAGAGGUACCCUGGCAUACAUUUCGUCUGCCUUCUUGGCAACUUUCCUGGUGGUUGAUCGUGCAGAAGCCAGAACAUCGAGGCAAGAGAACAAGAGGAAAGUAAUGGAGAAGCUGGAGAAGACAAGGGAGAAGGCAUUGGGCCCAAAGGUGAAAAAUGAGGAAACGGGCGAGAAGGAGUCUGUGGCGAACUUGCUGAUCCCUCCUGCUUUGGUUGAUGCUUACAUCAAGGCAUAAUGUGAAAUUUAUGUUGUUGCUCAGUGGUCACUGUCCUGAAUGUAAUAGUAACCCUUGAAAUUAAGAAGCCCGGCCAAAGAAGUUUCCUGUCUA